Messenger RNA from Mesorhabditis spiculigera, 336 nucleotides. The record is from the annotation of a GenBank genome assembly. NCBI's taxonomy places the organism in Eukaryota, Metazoa, Nematoda, Chromadorea, Rhabditida, Rhabditidae.
AUGUGUCAAGCCGUUCUCGACCCGAAAAAUCCAUCCUGCCCUACCGGAUUGACCUGCUAUUUGCAUAACAAGACGAAUGGCUGCUAUGGGCCACCACCGAAGCCUUGUGAAGAUGCGGAUGAGAACUGCGCAAACUGGGUGAAAAACGGUUUCUGCACCGAUCCGUACUACGCAAAGUCGAAGGCCGACUACUGCGCGAAGAGCUGUGGGCUUUGCUAUGAUACGUGCGCGGACAAGAGCGCCAGCUGCAAAAACUGGAAGGCGAACGGCUUCUGCGAGAACGCGCUCUACGACUCGAUCAAGAAGGACUACUGCUCGGCAACCUGCGGGCUCUGC